Molecule: messenger RNA, 492 nt
Organism: Glycine soja
Lineage: Eukaryota; Viridiplantae; Streptophyta; Magnoliopsida; Fabales; Fabaceae
Exons: 2
Coding region: 130-477 (115 amino acids)
Source: RefSeq, a predicted model, not a curated record
AAAGAGUCGGCCCAUAGUAAUUCCCUCUUAAGGGUGUUCUGAUUUGGUGAAGCCCAUCAAUAACCGCGAUUUUUUCUCCUUCCCUGCUUCAACUCUAUUCGAAAUUUCACUUUGCAGAGAUCCUCCUCCAUGGAUAGCCGGAAAAGCAACGAGAAAACGAAGUCGUCGACAACCUCAACUGUGGAAUUGCCACCACCAAUCUCAGCCUCAGAAGCCCUUAUGGUCAAUGCAUUAUGCGUUUUGCUUGGCCUUCGCCUUCUAGAUUGCGAACACUGUCUACUCCAUCGAACUCGUUACUCAUCCUUCUCUCACACUCUUCUUCAUCUGGAUUACAGAGCUCCCCAUUAUGACCCUUCUAUACAGUCGAUAUCAUCAACAAAAUCGAAAGCAAUGCACGGUAACAGCGUGUUCCUUAAUUUAUCCGAAAUCAAGCAAUUCUAUGAUUUCUGGGGUUAUUCUAAAGUUUUUGUCGUGUGACUUUUGUUCUUUGUA